Molecule: messenger RNA, 1801 nt
Organism: Alosa sapidissima (American shad)
Lineage: Eukaryota; Metazoa; Chordata; Actinopteri; Clupeiformes; Clupeidae
Gene: lrrc3ca
Product: leucine rich repeat containing 3Ca
Exons: 2
Coding region: 40-837 (265 amino acids)
Cellular component (GO): plasma membrane
Molecular function (GO): protein binding
Source: RefSeq, a predicted model, not a curated record
ACUCCUGCGUCUAAUGAGCAUGCCCAGUGUGCGUUGGGCAUGCCUGAGGUGUCCGGUUGGUGCCGGUUGUUGCCGGCAUGGCUCCUGCUCCCCAGUCUGGUCCUGAUGGCCGUGUGCUCGCCGCACGCCGCCACCGUUGCCGCGGGAACCGCCUGCGCGCCGCGCUGCUACUGCUCGGAGGCCGAGGGCAAGACAGUGCGCUGCAGCCACCUGCGUCUAACCCGCGUGCCGCCCGGGAUCCCCAACGACACGCGCCGCCUCUACCUGGACUACAACCAGCUGGCCUCGCUGCCCACCGACGCCUUCCUGGGGCUGCCCCUGCUGGCCGAGCUGGACCUGUCCCACAACGAGCUCGCUGUGCUCGAGCCCGGCGCCUUCCGGGGACUCGCGUCCUCCCUCAAGUUCCUGGACCUGUCGUCCAACAGGCUGGCCACGCUGAACCCGGAGGCGUUCGAGGGCCUGACGGCGCGGUCCAACCUGACGGGGAACCCGUGGCACUGUGACUGCGCCCUGCAGAGCACCCUGCCGCAGCUCGACCUGGAGCCCGUCUCCCUGACGGGCAUUGUGUGCCACACGGCCGACCCGGCCGAGUCUGGCGCCGAGGGCCAGUCGCUGCUGCUGACCAAGGAGCUGGACCUGUGCGUGGUGCUGAAGAAGACCACUGACGUAGCCAUGCUGGUCACCAUGUUCGGCUGGUUCGCCAUGGUCAUCUCCUACCUGGUCUACUACGUGCGCGCCAACCAGGAGGACGCCCGGCGGCACCUGGAGUACCUCAAGUCGCUGCCCAGCCGCCAGGGCAAGUCUGAGGAGUCGUCCACCAUCAGCACGGUGGUGUGAGCAAGCCGCACAGCGCAGUACAGCCGGACGCAGAAAGACACACACACACACACACACAUGCAGCAGGCAAGCAGGCAAACAGGAAACAGGAAGUGCAGGUUGACAUACGCAGAUGGGCAGACCCCCUUCUGUUGGUGUGUGUACAGAGCUGGGCUGUAGAUGGGUCACAAAGCAGAGAGCAGACCAACCCCAGGCUGCCUCCACAGACAGCACUGGUCAGCUGAGCUGAUCUACCCCGGGGGGGGUCAGGGAGUUACAAGAACCUAACCAGAGGGCCCAGACGGGCCGGACCAGAGGGCUCAGACGGGCCGGACCAGAGCAGGGAACAACCUCUGACCCCUGACCUCUGACCCUGUGGGUGAGGGGACAGUGAGGGGAGGUCUGACCAUAGGAGGGCAUUGGGUGGAUGGAGGAAGGCUGUAGAAUGCACAGGGCUGUAAGGGGCUACAGAAGACAGGAGGCAGUUGAAUGCAGAGGGCUGUAGAAUGCUGAGGGCAGUAGAAUGCAGAGGGCUAGGGCAGUACAAUGCAGAGGGCAGUAGAAUGCAGAGAGCUAUAUAACACAGAGGGCAGUAGAAUGCAGAAGGCUAUAUAACGCAGAGGGCAGUACUGAGGGCAGUAGAAUGCAGAAGGCUAUAUAACACAGAGGGCAGUAGAAUGCAGAGAGCUAUAUAACACGGUGGGCUGUAUAACACAGAGGACAGUAGAACGCAGUGGACAGUAGAAUGCAGAACAAUCGCUUGGAAUGCCAGGAGAUGCAGUAGCCAGUUGGUAAUGUAGCUAGUGGUAAGGUGUAAAUGGAUAUGUACUGGUAAGCUGUAAAUGGAUAUACAGUGGUAAGCUGAAAGAGGUAGUGCUCAGUCAGCAUAGGACACAGUGAAAAAGAAGGUUGCAAGAAUAGUAUAGUAUAGCAUAACAUAGCAUAGCAUAGCAUAGCAUAGCAUAGCAUAGUAUAGUAUAGCAUA